Salvelinus sp. IW2-2015 is the source of this 484-nucleotide messenger RNA. The record is from RefSeq and is a predicted model, not a curated record. NCBI's taxonomy places the organism in Eukaryota, Metazoa, Chordata, Actinopteri, Salmoniformes, Salmonidae.
GACCUCUGCCCCGGCGGGCAUCUCCGUCUCCCCGGCCCAGCGUGCCCGCUACGCCACCUACUUUGACGUGGCAGUCCUGCGCUGCCUGCUGCAGCCCCACUGGACGGAGGAGGGGGUGCACUGGGCCCUCAUGUUUUACCUGCAGCGCCUGCGUCAGAUCCUGGAGGAGCGCCCGGAACGCCCGCCGGAGCCACUGGUCCCGCCCCUGCCCCGCCCUCGCAGCAGCUCCAUGGUGGCCACCGCCCCCUCUCUCGUCAACACCCACAAGACUCAGGACAUGAGUCUGAAAUGCAACGAGGAGGAUAAGUCCCUCAGCUCAGAGACCUUCUCUAAGGUGUCCCUGACCAACCUGCGCAGACAGGCUGUACCCGACCUUUCCUCUGACCUGGGGAUGAACCUCUUCAAAAAGUUCAAGAACCGGCGGGAGGACCGUGAGCGUAAGGGCUCCAUCCGUCACACGGGAAGAGAGCGCCAGCGCGCAUGG